AUGCAUAAGCAGAACAACGACUUAGAUGAUGCCCUAAGGUUGAGGGUGUUCAAGUACUCAUUAGCUGGGGACGCAAGAAAGUGGCUUCAAAACUUGCCACCAAAUUCCAUUCAUUCUUGGCCUGAACUUGUACGAGCAUUCUUAGCUAAAUGGUUCCCGCAAAGCAAGAAAUCUGAGCUUCGGGAUAAAAUUUUCUUCUUCAAGCAACUACCGGGAGAACAUCUACAUGAAGCAUGGGAUCGAUUCAAGUUAUACUUGGGGAGGUCACCCAAUCAUGGUUUUCCAGACUCUAUCUUGUUGGAUAAAUUCUACAUGGGUUUAGAUGCUAUGAACCAAUCUAUAGCCAAGAAUGUAGCUGAUGGAUCUUUUAUGGACAAGACAUUCGCAAGGAUCACACAAAUCCUUCACAAAAUAGCACAGCACAAUCAAGCUUGGCACUCAGAGGACACCACCGGGGGAAUUGCAUAUGGUUCUCCCUCCUUGACCAACAUGAUUAGGGAGAAUCAAGAGAGAGAUCAAGUAAUCGCAGGGCUUGCCACCAAUGUCAAUGUGUUGACAAAGAUGUUCACUGAAAGCCAAACGAAGAAGGUAAAUGUGGUGGAGGAUCUGCAACCCAUAUCAAAUGAAGACUUUGAGGAAGCAAACUAUGUCAACAACUCUCAAGGAGGGUAUCAAAGGCAACAAUACCAAGGUCAAGUACAACAAAAUCAAUGGAGGCCUAACCCGCAAGGGCAAGGCAACCAACAGUGGCGAAAUGAUCGAGGGUCCUCAAGUGAUUCUAAGUUGGAAAGCAUGCUUGAAUGGGUAUUGCAAAAUCAAGAGAGGUCUGACAUUUCUAUAAGGAAUAUGACCGAGCUUGUGGGUUCUCAUACCACGUCCAUUCAAAAAUUGGAGAUGCAAAUGAGAGACCUUUCUAGGGAACAAAAUCCAAAGCAAAAGGGAACACUUCCUAGUGACACAAUUGCGAACCCAAAGGGUAGUGGAAGUGGUCCAACUUCUCACAUCAUGGCAAUUACUACUCGGAGUGGGAAGGUACUACAAGGAGAGAGCGAACAAGUGGUUGAAGUAGAAGAGUCCGAACAAGAGGUUGAAGUUGAAGAGCCAAAGGUUGUUGAAAUUGAAAAGGUUCCGGAAGAGUUGAAAUUUCAAGAAAUGAAUCAGGAAGAGGUAAAGGAAAAGUUAUCGGUAAACAUUCAAUUCGUGGAAGCAUUUCAAGAGAUGUCGGGUUUUGCAAAAUAUUUGAAGGACUUGAUCUCAAAGAAGAGAACCACCAAGAAUAAAGUGGUAAAUGUGACUCAUCGGGUUAGUUCCAUCAUUAAAACAACCACCGUUCAAAAGAAAGAAGACUCGGGGCUUUCACCAUUCCAUGUACUAUUGGGGCACGUGAUUUUGCAAGAGCUCUUUGUGAUAAUGGGGCUAGCAUUAACUUAA
Nicotiana attenuata is the source of this 1431-nucleotide messenger RNA. RefSeq lists its product as uncharacterized. The transcript has 3 exons. NCBI's taxonomy places the organism in Eukaryota, Viridiplantae, Streptophyta, Magnoliopsida, Solanales, Solanaceae. The coding region runs from base 1 to 1431 and encodes 476 amino acids. The record is from RefSeq and is a predicted model, not a curated record.